This is a messenger RNA of Aspergillus versicolor CBS 583.65, 912 nucleotides long. RefSeq lists its product as uncharacterized. Bases 1 to 912 code for a protein of 303 amino acids. Lineage: Eukaryota; Fungi; Ascomycota; Eurotiomycetes; Eurotiales; Aspergillaceae. The record is from RefSeq and is a predicted model, not a curated record. The transcript is spliced from 6 exons.
AUGGUUGAUCAGAGUGCUGCUCUCUGCGGCGUGGCAGCUGCGUUUGUGGCCUUGUCCAGCAUUUCAGUCGCCCUUCGCUGUUAUGUGCGGCUGCGUAUUGUCAAGGCCUUUGGCUGGGAUGACUUUGUCAUGAUACUUGCAUUACUAUUCUACAUCAUGCUCUGUGGGUGCAUGAUCGGUGCGUAUGUCUGGGGCACAGGGAAGCAUCUGUCAGAGUUGACUCGCAAGCAGCGAAGCAACGCAAUGGUAUACUGGUUUUUCGGUGAUCUUUUCUACGCCAUCUCAUCAGUCCUGGCCAAAAUGUCUGUGUGUAUAUUUCUUCUCCGUGUCAUGGUGUCCUCAUUGCAUAGGAGGGUGCUGUACGGAGCAACAGCGCUCGUGGUCACCAGCGGCAUCGUCUUUUUCAUCCUUAUGAUGGUCCAAUGCUCGCCCAUCUCCUUCUGGUGGAGGCAUAUCGAAGGAGAUACGGAUGGAAAGUGCACCACCGUCAACACUAUCGGGAUCAUGCUAUACGUCUUCAGCGUAACAUCAGCGCUAUUUGAUAUGACUGUGGGCUUGCUCCCUAUUAUCCUUGUUCGUGGCCUGCAGAUGAGUCGAAAGACGAAGAUUGCUGCUGCGGGCCUUUUAGGACUUGCGUGCAUUGCGAGUGUUGCCAUCAUCAUCCGAAUUCCCUUUGUCACGAUAAUUCACGAUAAGGGUUUCCUAUCCUCCGCCCCUCUGAAAGGUACUAACAACCCGAAGAUAGCAGUCUGGUCCUGCAUCGAAACUGGUCUCUCAAUAACAGCCGGCUCCCUCGCAACCCUCCGACCACUCUUCCGCACGUUCUCCACAAACUCACACCAGAUCCAUUUAACCCCGCCACCUUGGACAGCGACCUCGGGAUCGGACGAAACAGGAACCCCGCAGCACUGA